AUGCGUAGUGAAGCAAAAAGGUUGAAGACUUUUGUCACCUAUGAGUCCUAUAGCUUGUGGACACCCCAGGAGAUGGCAGCAGCUGGGUUUUAUUUCACAGGCAUCAAAUCUGGGGUGCAGUGCUUCUGCUGUCGCUUCGUCCUUUUUGGUACCAAACUCUACAGACACCUCAUGGAGGAUCACAAGAAGUUCCAUCCGGACUGUGUGUUUCUUUUGGGCAAAGAUAAGGGUAACAUUGCCAAGUAUGAUAUGAGAGUAAAGAACCCAGAGAACACGCUGAGGGUGGAUGACAAAGCAAGGUACCAACAAGAGAAGGCCAGACUCGAAUCCUUCCAGGACUGGCCAUUUUAUGCCCAAGGCACAUCCCCAAGGGAGUUCUCAGCUGCUGGCUUUGUCUUCACAGGACUACAGAGAAAUGUGCUCAAUCUCCCAAGUCCUAGAGAGGAUGAUUCAAAAAACCACUUGUCAAGGACCUGCUUUUUGACUGCUGUCCAUACAAACAGGGCCAAGGACAUCCACCGCUGCCUAGAUACAAUCACAGAGAUCAAAGCGGUUCCCUUCUGUAAUACUAUCAUAUAUUAUGGAAGCUUUUUUCCACACAAUAUAACCCAUCCAAAGUUUAUGAUUCACUUUAGAGUGAAUGAAACUUUGCAGGGAAUUCAGACAACUCCCCUUUUCAUGGCAGCAGUCUGUGCUAAUUGGCUUCAGUCUUUGCACAAGUCCUUCAGUGAUGUGGCUGUUUUCUAGUCCUUUGUGGAAUGCCUUUUCUUAAGAUAAAAAUCUGGGACUGACCCUCUCAAAGCAACUGUGGCCUCCUGUGGUGAGCUGGCUUUGAAAGGAUUUUUUUCAUCUUGCUUGGAGUUUAGCCAUGAUGAUCUCAUAGAGGCAGGAAUGGAUGAUGAUUUAGCCAUGUACCUGAUGAAAUUCACAGCCCAGAGACUAAGGCUGGUCUAUAAGUUUUUAAAUCCUGCAUUCCAAGAAUUUCUUGCUGGGAUGAGGCUGACUGAACUUCAGGAUUCAGAUAGGCAAGAAGAUGAAGAUUUGGGACUUCAUCAUUUGAAACAAAUAAACUCACCCAUGAUGGUUUUGUGUCCUUACGACAAUUUUUUGAGUUAUGUCUCCUGCCUUGCUUCAACAAGGUCAGGGACAAAAAUUGUAUCUCAUUUGCUUCUUUUGGUGGAUAAUCAAGAGUCACUGGAGACCCUAUCUGAAAAUGAUGAUUUCCUGAAGCACCACCCAGAAAUGUCAGUGAUGAUGCAAUACAUUAGGGGGCUGUGGCAAGGCUGUCCGUGAGAUAACUUUUCAAUGGCUUUAGGACAUUUACCAGCUCUGGCUGUAAAAAUUGCCUAUCAAUUUUGCUAACUGUUGCUACAUGUUCUCUCUCUCUCUCUAUUUUUUUUUUUUUUUUUUUUUUUGCAAUUCCUUCCUGGGAUAAGCCUGUCUUUGGAAGAACUUAAUUACAGUAUUUUUUUGACCACUCACCCAGAAUGCUUGUUAGUAUUGAGGAGCAUCAAGAUCUCCAUAGAUGGAAAAAAAUUACCCAGAUUGAAUUUGUCAGGCCCAGAAACAUGUCUUGACCAAUCCCAGGCACCAACUAUAGAUCAGGACUGUGCUUCUGCCUUUGAACCUUUGAAUGAAUGGAGGCGGGUAGCUGAAAAAGAAGACAACACGCAGAGUUUUCUGAACAUGCGACCUGAUGCUCCACCAGACAUCAGCACUGGCUGUGGGAACCUCUCUCCAAAGCAGUAGCAGAUUCCCCUUCUGGAAGUUGAUGCGAAAGAUGUUCAUGCUGUGGACCAGGAGCUGCUAAGGCUUCUAGUGGAGGUUUUCUCAGCUUCACAGCACAUUGAACUCCACAUGAUGAGAAGCAUGAGCUUUAUUGAAAGCAUCUGCCCGGCUCUUGAGCAGUGUAAGUCCUCUUUCACCAAGUGCUCCAUUUGCAAAUUUGAGCCAAGUGCAGUAGAACAGGAAUUGCUUCUCAUUCUGUCUUCCCUGGAAUCUCUUCAAGUCUCAGAGACAAGCCAGCUUCUAGCGGGAACUUCCCAACUGUUUUCUAAUUUAGACAAGUUCUUGUGCCUGAAAGAAAGGUGUGUAAAUCUGGAUGAUAAAGAUUUUUUUUCAGUCAUUCCUGAAGAAUUCCUAUAUCUCCACCAUAUGGAGAAAUUACUGGUCUGAAUUUCAGCUGAGCAUGGUCCUUCCAAAUUAGGUAAGGGUGUACUUAAUUCUCCAGACCUCCAUAUUUUCCAUCUGCAAUGUAAUUUCUUUUUGGAUUUUGAGUCUCUCACGACUGUACUGGCUUCCUGCAAGAAACUUGAAGAAAUGAAAAUUUCUGGACUAUUUUUUAAACCCAUUCCAUUUGCCCAGUCAACUGACAAGACUAGAAAGUACCCCAAAAGCAACGAGCAUACCAGCUAUCUAGAUCUUGACUUUGAAAUACUGGCCUCCCUAGAAGGAACCAGGGGGUCCUGGGAGAAAUGGCUAACAUAA
Molecule: messenger RNA, 2487 nt
Organism: Phacochoerus africanus (Common warthog)
Lineage: Eukaryota; Metazoa; Chordata; Mammalia; Artiodactyla; Suidae
Gene: NAIP
Product: NLR family apoptosis inhibitory protein
Biological process (GO): detection of bacterium; defense response to bacterium; pyroptotic inflammatory response
Cellular component (GO): IPAF inflammasome complex
Molecular function (GO): ATP binding; cysteine-type endopeptidase inhibitor activity involved in apoptotic process
Source: RefSeq, a predicted model, not a curated record